Messenger RNA from Toxotes jaculatrix (banded archerfish), 2202 nucleotides. RefSeq names its product serpin peptidase inhibitor, clade G (C1 inhibitor), member 1 (gene serping1). Gene Ontology annotation, molecular function: serine-type endopeptidase inhibitor activity. The transcript has 11 exons. Bases 91 to 1908 code for a protein of 605 amino acids. Lineage: Eukaryota; Metazoa; Chordata; Actinopteri; Toxotidae. Gene Ontology annotation, biological process: negative regulation of endopeptidase activity. The record is from RefSeq and is a predicted model, not a curated record.
CAUCUCUAAGCCAAAUAUCAUAGAUUAGUCAUUGUUGGUUGCAGUUUACGGGAGCAGUCAGAAGAGGCAGAUAAAGUGAACAGUGGUCGGAUGUUGAAGAUUGAGGAGAUGAAACUACGGGCCACGCUCUUCCUGUUGCUGCAGCUCAUUUUUGAGCUCUCAUCAUGCACACAUCUACGGGUGAUACCUGGUUCCACUCUGGAGCUGCCAUGUCUCUCGUUCCAAACCGACUUCGAUGAAACCUCCAUCACCUGGAAAUUCAAUGGUGAAGAUAUAGAUGCGCAAUCUCAGUCUGGCUCGGUUAGAGUUAAAAAGGAUGGCUCGUAUCUCUCUAUUUCCCCCGUAACUGCUGCCAACGAGGGCGGCUAUGCGUGCUUGGUGAAGAGCAACAAGAUCGAGUUGAUAAGGAUAUACAACAUCACAGUUGAUGCAUCAAUUGGCUACACCAUUAAGGUAGAAGAAGGCUCAACUGUGCACCUCCCCUGUCAUUUUCCGCGUGACAGCCCAGUCCUGGCCAAUGCACUCUGGUUCAAAGAGACAGAUGGUGGCAAGAGGACAAAGCUGAAUCUUGAAGAUGAUUCAGCAGGUGAUGACAAGAGACUGGAUCUGCUUUAUCCAUUUGACUAUGAUCAGACCAUGGUACUCAAAGACACCACGAUGGAGGAUACUGGAAUUUACUACUGUGAAUCUGCAGAUGGGGAGAAGCUCAGCACUGUAUACAUUAUUGUUGAAGUUGGUCCUACUACUACUCCUUACUCGUGCACAAGAUUCCCCACAGCAUGGGAGCCAUGCCAGGACGAAAACAGUCGCACAGGGGAACCCAUUUUGCAGGAGUCCAUGGCAGAGUUUUCAAUGAACCUCUACUCUUACAUCAGAGAGUCAUAUCCCUCGAGCAACGUUCUCUUUUCUCCUAUCAGCAUCAGUGGAUUGCUCUCCCAUUUGUUGCUUGGUGCAAGGGAUCACACCCGCAAAGCCAUUGAGAGGGCAGUCUGUGUUCCUCACGACUUCCACUGUGUUCACUUCCAGAUGAAGAAGCUGAGAGAGAAGCUGGCCAGCUCCUUGCAGAUGGCUUCUCAGAUCUACUAUAGCCCACAAAUGAAUCUCAGUGAGUCCUUUAUUAACCAGUCCAUUGAAUUCUACGAAGUGGAGCCCACCAGGCUGCUGGAAAACAGCACAGAAAACACACAGAUGAUCAACACCUGGGUGGCAAAUAAAACCAAAAAUAAAAUCAGGCACCUGGUUGACUUCGUUUCACCCAGUACACAGCUGAUGCUGCUCAACGCUGUCUCCUAUAGCGGUCAAUGGAUGGUCAAGUUUGAGCCGAAACCAAAGAAGGGUAUGUUCACAAAACUGAAUGGUGAUAUGGUAAAGGUGCCUCUCCUCCAUCACCAGAAAUACAUGGCGGCUAUGGCGUAUGUGGUUGAGCUAAAGGCACAGGUGGCGAGGUUUGCUCUCUCGGGUGACAGCAGUCUUUACAUCCUGCUGCCUCGCUCCAACAAAGUGACUGACCUGCAGCAGGUGGAGGAGAGGAUGACGGACACAGCUGUGCUUCAAAUGAUAGAACACAUGAGAACCAUACCUCCUCAGCAUAUCGAGGUUACCCUGCCCCAAAUCAAGCUGGAUGCCCAGCCAGACAUGAACUUACUUAUCAAGAAAUUAGGACUGGCGUCCCUCUUUGAGGAUGCCAACCUGUGUGGCCUCUACACUGAAGAGAGGGUGGUUCUGGACGAUGCCAGACACAGAGCCUUCCUGACACUGAAUGAACAAGGAGUAGAAGCCGGCAGCGUCACCUCUGUAUCGUUCUCUCGCUCCUUCCCUGCCUUUACUGCCUUGCGUCCUUUCAUCUUGCUGCUGUGGAGCGACCAGGCCAAGGUGCCAUUGUUUAUUGGCAGAGUCACUGACCCCUGAACAAGAGAAAAGGUUGGGGCAGACACAAAAAGAAGGAGGAGGUGGAAAUGUAACAGAGGCACAUGAGCAGAAAAGAAACAAAGAUGCCUGAUAUAGUUGAAAUAUAAGUAAUCUAAUUAUGUCAGUAUGCUUUUUUUCCCCCAAAAUUCAGUUGAUUUUUCAAAACUAGAUAUAAAAAUACAAAUUCAGUAUCAGUGUUGCUUCAUGUAGUCACUAAAAUGAGCUUUACAAAAACAUAUACACAGGUUUGGAUGUGGAAUGUUUUCAGAGAUGAUAAAUAAACACAUACUCACA